CCUGAAGGACGAGCAGCCGGUGCAGUGCGGGCAGUACGACGGGCUGGUGGAGCUGGCCACCAUCUGCGCCCUCUGCAAAGCGAACGAGUCCUCCCUGGACGACAACGGGUCCAAAAAAGUCUACGAGAAAGUGGGGGAAGCCACUGAAACAGCCCUGACGUGCCUGGUGGAGAAGAUGAACGUCUUCAACACCGACACCAGCAAACUCUCCAAGGUGGAGCGAGCCAACGCCUGCAAUUCGGUGAUCAAGCAGCUGAUGAGGAAGGAAUGCACCCUGGAGUUCUCCCGCGACCGCAAGUCCAUGUCGGUGUACUGCACGCCCACCGGCCCCGGCCACAACUCUGCAGGCAGCAAGAUGUUCGUCAAGGGCGCCCCAGAAAGCGUGAUCGAGCGCUGCACCCACGUCCGUGUGGGGACCGCCAGGGUCCCGCUGACGGCCCCGGUGCGGGAGAAGAUCCUGGGCAGGAUCCGGGAUUGGGGCAUGGGCAUCGACACGCUGCGCUGCCUGGCUCUGGCCCCUCACGACGCGCCCGCCCGCCGCAGGGAGACCAUGCAGCUGCAUGACUCUGCCGCCUUCAUCCACUACGAGAACAACCUGACCUUCGUGGGCUGCGUGGGGAUGCUGGACCCUCCCCGCAAGGAGGUCACCUCCUCCAUCGAGAUGUGCCGCAAGGCCGGCAUCCGCCGCUUCUCCGCCCGCGUGGAGCCGGCGCACAAGUCCCGCAUCGUCGAGUAUCUCCAGUCCUUCCACGAGAUCACCGCCAUGACGGGUGACGGCGUCAACGACGCCCCGGCCCUGAAGAAAGCUGAGAUCGGCAUCGCCAUGGGGUCGGGCACGGCCGUCGCCAAGUCGGCCGCUGAGAUGGUGCUCUCCGAUGACAACUUCUCCACCAUCGUGUCGGCCGUCGAGGAGGGCAGGGCCAUUUACAACAACAUGAAGCAGUUCAUCCGCUAUCUCAUCUCCUCCAACGUCGGGGAGGUCGUUUGCAUCUUCCUGACGGCCAUCCUGGGCUUGCCCGAGGCCCUCAUCCCCGUGCAGCUGCUGUGGGUGAACCUGGUGACGGACGGGCUGCCGGCCACCGCGCUGGGCUUCAACCCCCCCGACCUGGACAUUAUGGACAAGCUGCCCCGCAACCCCAAGGAGCCCCUCAUCAGCGGCUGGCUCUUCUUCCGCUACCUGGCCAUCGGAGUGUACGUGGGCCUGGCCACGGUGGGCGCAGCGACCUGGUGGUUCUUGUACGACGCCGAGGGACCGCAGGUCUCCUUCCAUCAGCUGAGGAACUUCAUGAGGUGCACCGAGGACAACCCCAUCUUUGAAGGAAUCGACUGUGAGAUCUUUGAGUCCCGAUACCCGACCACGAUGGCUCUGUCAGUGCUGGUGACAAUCGAAAUGUGCAAUGCCCUGAACAGUGUCUCUGAGAACCAGUCGCUGCUGCGGAUGCCACCAUGGCUCAACAUCUGGCUGCUGGGGGCCAUCGUCGUGUCCAUGGCUCUGCACUUCCUCAUCCUCUACGUCAAGCCCAUGCCUCUCAUCUUCCAGGUAACCCCCCUGAGCUGGCCGCAGUGGGUGGUUGUAAUGAAAAUCUCCCUGCCCGUUAUCCUGCUGGACGAAGGACUCAAGUACCUUUCCCGCAACCACCGGGACGGCAUUCUCAGGACGGUAAGACACAUGUGGAGCGGGGAGCACCAGUUGAAAACCUGCAGGACUCCAGAGCAAGG
Messenger RNA from Fulmarus glacialis (Northern fulmar), 1719 nucleotides. RefSeq names its product sarcoplasmic/endoplasmic reticulum calcium ATPase 3-like. Lineage: Eukaryota; Metazoa; Chordata; Aves; Procellariiformes; Procellariidae. The record is from RefSeq and is a predicted model, not a curated record. Gene Ontology annotation, cellular component: membrane. Gene Ontology annotation, biological process: calcium ion transmembrane transport; intracellular calcium ion homeostasis. Gene Ontology annotation, molecular function: ATP binding; ATP hydrolysis activity; P-type calcium transporter activity.